AUGAAUGAGAAAAAUUCUACCAACGAGAACAACUGGGACAAAAUUAUACCAAUUCCAACAUAUUUGAAAAAAGCGAAAUAUGGACUUAUCGGUUAUAUGCCAAUGUUCUUCUUUAUUAGUCCCUAUCACCUUGUUGGUGUUGGCCUCUUUGCCUCACUCUUACUCCCGACGAUCGCUAUCGGAAUUCUAUCAGUCAUAUUUGUCAUCUAUCCUCUAGCGAAACAAAUACUUCGUUACUUUAAUUGGUUACCUAUGCCUCAUUCAACAGAAAUCCUGCGCACAACAUACUCUGCACGUUGUGAUGGAGAUUUCGUAGUUUUUCUGAUCGGCAGUCGACCCAAUGGGCCCAACCCUUUAGAAAAAUCUUUCAUCGAGUUGAGAAAAGCAUUUCAAAGUAUGAUAAAAGAUUUAGAAUCAGAUUCAACAUCAGGCUAUAUGGGAGGUGACCUUUAUGUUGGAGCAAACGAACGUAAGAGCAGUGUUUUGUACGUGCAAUAUUGGCGUAAUUAUGAGUCACUUCAAGGAUGGACCCAUAAAAAAAUGGGUGUUCAUUUCAAAUCAGUGGCGCAAUACAUGAGCAAAGAUCGAUCUGCGGGACUAUAUGGAAUAUGGCAUGAAACCUACAAAGUGAGAGAUGGAGAAUACGAAUCCAUCUACGAGAAUAUGCCACCAAUCGGUCUUGCUCUAGCGACUUCGGCUGUACCUGAAACAAAGAAGAACAAUGGACAAAAUAGAAUGCAACGUCGAAACAAAGAGAAACAAGCAGAAGUCACUAAGAGUACUUCUGGUACAGAGUAG
Messenger RNA from Rotaria socialis, 798 nucleotides. Lineage: Eukaryota; Metazoa; Rotifera; Eurotatoria; Philodinida; Philodinidae. The record is from the annotation of a GenBank genome assembly.